CGGUCCCUUGUAGACAAUCUUGUAGAACUUCGGUUCUGACUUCGGUUUUUGCAUGUGGAUCUGAUGUGGAUUUUGAUCUGAUUUUGAUACCAGCGUGUUUCAUUUAUCCCAUCAUAUAUUUAACAGUGUAUAACUCUUCGCUGACGCCAAUAAGCCAAAUAAUACAAGUUGUUGUGAUAAACCAUUAUGAAACGUGGCGGAAGGAAUGCAAGAUCGCGAGGCCGUGGCAGAGGGCAGCCGCCGAGACACAUACAACCGCUGAUGAAAGUAAAACCUUUUGAAAAUAAUGAGAUCGAAAACAUAAACAUGGAGCUUGAGCUACUGAAACAGAAAAGGGAGAUGAUUGAACAACAUCAACACAUACUCAAGAACCAGAUAAUGUAUAGUCAGAGGCAGUUUCAGAACGAUAAAUUUCGUUAUUACGAGCAAAGUUCGUACGACUCACCGGGGCCAAGUCGGUUGAAUCGGAAUUUCGCGCGUUUCUACGACGAUCCCGCCGACGAGCAGGAUUAUAUCCCGCUUAACUCGGCCAGGAAGCGGCCGGCCAACGACAGCUGGCCGCGGGGCUCGGGCGCCAAACGGUUCGGCUCUCGCGGGGGCGGCGUGGUACAGUCGUUUGGGUCCCGAUUGGGCCCCAGGCCGGCGCAAUCACAAACGAGUGCCACGCAGGCAGGCCCCAGCCGGCAACCAGCGAAUGCCCGUAAACGCGCGAGACCCGAUUCCCCCCCGCCCGUCAUCUUGCCGCAGAAAGAUCCCAAAAAUAGACCCGCGAAUAAAGACCGCGAGAAGUACACGUUACGACCGGACCGAGAACCCUCCACUGCACUCAACGGCCUGCUUGAGCUCGGUGUUGGGUUCCUCUUAAAGCAGAUGAAACAGAAGUUCGCCAACUCGCACCAAUACGGACGCACUGUGACGCGGCUUUAUUACACGCGUAGAUUGAAAAAGGCCUUGCGCAGUCGCAUAAGAAAGAUCAUCAUGAACAAGUACGUCGACAAUUAUGUCGAGAUAGUGGAUCAGUACCGCAAGAGGUUCCCAAUGAGAACCGACAAGGAGCUUGUGGAUGCGGCGUCGAAAGGCGAGAUCCGCGAGCCUCCAACCGGCGCUGAACCCGAUCCCAGUACGGAGGCACCGCGCGCAGGCAUGCCAUGUCCGAACUUCUUCAAGAAGAGAAUGCAGAGAUAUGUCGGCGCCAAAUUAAGGAAAAUGUUUAACGAAAUUCGUGAGAUGUACAAUCCACCGAUUGAAGAAUCUUGUGAAUUGGGAGGCGUGGAUACAGAAAAGCCAGUUAAUGUACCAACUAAGGAACAAGGGAAAAAGAAGAAGUGGAAAAUAGACCUUGCCGCUCUUAUACAUGAUAGAACGCGUUCUGCCAUACAAUAUUACAUACCGAUCCUCACUACAAUACUUAACAUGGACCCAGAGUACAUCUCCACCAAAGCAUCUCUGCUAGCCACGACGUUAAAGAUGGAUCCAACCGUCAGCGGUGAAGUGGUGACAGGUGAUUUGGAAGAGCCAGAAACUAUGCAAAUCUGUGAUGACCCAGAACCAACACAAUUCUUUGCGAAGGUACGCGGCCUCCCCAAUUUGCCAGACCGAGAGGUAAUGCGGCCAUUUUUGGAUUCAUUCAAACCGCAAGCAGUUAAAACGCAUAAGAAAAUGAAGAAUUUACUUAUUGUUACAUUUUGGGAUAAGGAUAGCUUUUAUAAGUUUUUAUCGCGAGAUGGCGCGAAAGUUGGUAAAUGUACUUUAGAUAUUAAAAUAAGUGGAAAAGUCAACCCAGUUCAAAGUCAGAAAAAUGAAGAAAACGAAAAUGUUGAUACAGGCACAGAUAAUCAACCAUCAGAGUCCAAUGAAAAGGAUGCUGUAGCCAUUGAACUGUCCAAUCAGAUAGUCGAUCUACUUUCAUCCAUUAGAAGGGAAGACGAACAAGCAACAAUUAAUGAAAGAAUUAGAUCUGACCCAAAAGAGGAAGAAAACGAAAAAUGUACAAAAGAAGAAAAUGGAAAGGAACCGCAAACUGAGAACAUUGUUGAAUCUUCAAAAAAUAUUAAUGAGUGUGGUGAACAAAAUGAAGUUAAUAAUCCUAAUGAUGAGCAGAAUGAACCUACUGCUGAAAAUAUUGAUGAAGCAACAGAUAAUUUACAAACUGCAAACAGUGAUAGUGCAAUUGAAGACAAUGUGAAUGUAGGGACUAAUGAUGUUACAAAAGAUUCGUCUGCGAAUGAAGAAACAAAAGAAUGAAAUCAAACUUGAUUUAAUAACCCAUGCAAACUCUGACAAGAAGCACAAAAUGAAAAUGAAACAAUUUGAUUGUCAUUUUACUAGUUUUAAUAUUGGGAUUUGCAAUGGGGUUUAAUUAUAAGAAAAUUGAUUUUGAGUAUUUUGGUUCCUGUUGAGUAUUUGAAUUUAUUUUUCCGCUUUAGGCGCCUCGACGACGUCUUCUUCCACCUGAAACAUAAUGAAUAUAAUAUAAUUAUUAUCAAAAUGAAAAUAAAUAAAAAUAUGUAUCAUUUUCUGUAUAGACUGAUAUGUGCAUUAAAACGUAUAUAUAGAAGAUAAA
Molecule: messenger RNA, 2563 nt
Organism: Manduca sexta (tobacco hornworm)
Lineage: Eukaryota; Metazoa; Arthropoda; Insecta; Lepidoptera; Sphingidae
Exons: 8
Coding region: 187-2244 (685 amino acids)
Source: RefSeq, a predicted model, not a curated record